AUGAAACAAAAGGAGUUUCGAUUUCCAGGUCUCGACUUACAAGAUGAGCAGUUAAAACAGUAUACACUGCUCGAGGUUGACAAACACUUAAAAGAGCAUAACCAGUCACUAGCAGACUAUGAUGAGUUGCCUCAGCCAGAUACUUCAAUACUAUCAGAGAUAAACAGCCAAGUUUUGCGGCAGGAACUGAUGUAUAAAUUCGAAAAGGAGAAGGAGACGCAUAGAGUAUUGUUCUCGGCGAUGAAUACGGAUCAGGAGAAAGUAUAUGCUGCUGUUCUGAAGUCAGUUGACGAGCAGUCGGGCCAGUUAAUUUUUGUCUCAGGUGCAGGAGGCACAGGAAAGACAUACCUAUACAGAACUAUUAUAGCGAGGCUUAGGUCAGUUGGCAAAGUAGUUAUACCGGUAGCUACAGCUGGCAUCGCAGCAUUGCUGCUCCCGGGAGGAAGGACAGCACACUCACGGUUCAAAUUACCUCUGAAUCUAGAUGAUCGUUCAAUGUGUGAAAUUCACAAGGGGUCAAGUUUAGCUGCAUUGAUAUCUAAGGCAGGCCUGAUAAUAUGGGAUGAAGCUCCGAUGGCACACCGACACGCUUUUGAAACCUUAGAUCGUUCCUUCAGAGAUUUGUUAUCGCAUGAGUCUCCAGAAGCUAGCACACAGCCCUUUGGUGGCAAGACGGUGCUUCUCGGCGGGGAUUUCCGGCAGAUUUUGCCAGUUAUUCCACACGGAAAAAGGCCAGACACCGUUCUCGCAUCCAUCAGCAAAUCAUAUCUAUGGAAAAUGGCCCAAGUAUUCACCUUAUCCAUCAACAUGCGGCUGCGGCAAGAAGACAAGGACUUCGCAAAAUGGAUUCUACAAGUCGGUGAUGGGGAAGCUGACGCCUUGGCGUCCAAUAAACCAAAACAUGAGGAAGGGAAUCAGAUUACUGUGGAUAAAAGGUUAUUGAUCUCUCGCUCAGAUACACCACACGAAGCUCUGGCGCAUGCUGCAUAUCCUAACUUCCUCCAAAACUACUGGGAUAAGGACUACCUAAAAGAGAGAGCCGUGCUGACACCUACCAAUAAUACCGUACAUUAUGUGAACGCUUAUCUCCUCUCCAAGAUCCCAUCACAGGCUAGAGAGUAUUUGAGUUCUGAAUCAGUGGAGUUCGAAGCUACGCCAGACGAUGAUUGGACCACCCACUACCCGCCAGAGUACCUCAAUUCACUAGAGUUUUCGGGCCUCCCAAACCACAGAUUGUGCCUCAAAAUUGGAACUCCAGUGAUGAUGAUGCACAAUCUUAACCAGGAUCAAGGUUUGUGUAAUGGUACAAGAAUGGUGGUUACUCGCCUAGGUAACAGGGUUGUUAAGGCUAGAAUCAUGACUGGGACAGAUUUGGAGAAGAAGUUUUGA
Messenger RNA from Brassica oleracea var. oleracea, 1389 nucleotides. Its product is annotated as ATP-dependent DNA helicase pif1-like. NCBI's taxonomy places the organism in Eukaryota, Viridiplantae, Streptophyta, Magnoliopsida, Brassicales, Brassicaceae. Bases 1 to 1389 code for a protein of 462 amino acids. The transcript has a single exon. Gene Ontology annotation, molecular function: DNA helicase activity. Gene Ontology annotation, biological process: DNA repair; telomere maintenance. The record is from RefSeq and is a predicted model, not a curated record.